Molecule: messenger RNA, 420 nt
Organism: Plasmopara halstedii
Lineage: Eukaryota; Oomycota; Peronosporomycetes; Peronosporales; Peronosporaceae
Exons: 1
Coding region: 1-420 (139 amino acids)
Source: RefSeq, a predicted model, not a curated record
AUGUCCCUCAAGAGAAUUACGCAAAAGCUUAUCACGGAUGUUAUCGAAAGCUACAAUACCACGUUUCAUCGUUCGAUUGGUAUGACCCCAAAUGAGGCAAAAGGCAAAGUAAUAGAUGCAGACCUGAGUCAUAAUCAGGUGGAAGCCGAAAAAACUGAGAAGGAGUUUGACGUUGGAUCAAGCGUAUUACACCGUCUCAAAAAGCAAGCAUUUGGUAAAGAAGCUGCUCGAUGGAGCAAAGCAGUUUAUAACAUCGUUGGAAUUGAUGGCUACCGAGUCCAAAUCCGUUCAGGAAAUGGGCAUACCCUCUUCAAGACGGCAAACGAUCUUAAAAUGGUUAAAACAGAGACUACAGAUGCUACUAUUAAUCAAGGCGAUAUUCUUCUUAAAGUAUGGCAAAGCUCAGAGGAAAUACGAUGA